AUGUCUAGUACACCGGUAACUUUAGGCGAGAAGACAGGAAAAAAGUUGGUACUUAAAGCCAGUUUGCUCCAGCCUUAUCUCGUAACAAUACCAACUGCUGAAAGGAAGACAUCAUCUACCGUUCUUAAACUCUUAACACGAUUUUUUGAAUCUCACCCAGAAGUCAAGAAAGUACAAAGUGCUGGUCGUAAAAAGCGAAAAAUAAGUGGUGAAAUUAAACAACCAAACGAGUUUCGGAAAAACUUUGUAUUUGGAAUAAACGAAGUGACAAAGGCGCUGGAAAAAGAUAAACUUUCUUUUUUCAUUACUUGCAAAUCUGCCAAGCCUGCAGCUCUAACUCAGCACCUAGCUCUGCUUUCUGCUUCCCGAGGAACACCAACAGCAGGUCUUGCAAACUUGAGUGCCACUCUUGCUCCACUGCUGGAACUAAAAUCAGUUUUAGCAUUGGGUUUUCUGAAGACAGAAGACCCAUCGGACGUGGCUAAAACUGCUACUGAUAUAAAACAACACUUAUCCACUAUCACAUUGCCGUGGAACACACUGCUGCCUGAAAAGUGUCCUGUUAAGCAGAGUACAGUUUCCGAGGAAAACCCCCACUUUUUACAGACGAAAGUCUGCAUCAACAAAAGCUCAGGAAGGGCAAAGCGUCAACGAAACUAA
Ciona intestinalis (vase tunicate) is the source of this 660-nucleotide messenger RNA. RefSeq names its product ribonuclease P protein subunit p38-like. Gene Ontology annotation, molecular function: ribonuclease P activity; ribonuclease P RNA binding. The record is from RefSeq and is a predicted model, not a curated record. Gene Ontology annotation, biological process: tRNA 5'-leader removal. Gene Ontology annotation, cellular component: fibrillar center; nucleolar ribonuclease P complex; ribonuclease MRP complex. NCBI's taxonomy places the organism in Eukaryota, Metazoa, Chordata, Ascidiacea, Phlebobranchia, Cionidae.